AUGCGUGGAUUUCUGGUAUUGUGUUUGGUUGCAUUGGCCUCUGCCUCUCAGCAAGGAUAUAAUUAUCCUAGUCAGACCAAUGCUGCCAGUGGUGGUCUCUAUGGUGCCCAACCUUUGAUUACAAAACGUUUCUUUAUUCACUCAGCACCUGAGGAGGAAGGUGUCGAAGUUCAACAUCAUGAUAUUGCUGUCGGAACACCACGCAAAAAUUACAAUGUAGUUUUCGUUAAGGCUCCAGCUGGAAAACAACAAAAGAUCAAGGUCCGCGUCACACCAGCUGUUAAUGAAGAAAAGACUGCCGUCUAUGUGCUGUCCAAGAAAAAUGAUGCUCCCAUUGUGGAAACAUUCGUCCAAGAACCAUCAACUACUACCAGCAAACCUGAAGUUGCUUUCAUCCAAUAUCGUACCAACGAAGAAGCUGAGCAUGCUCAACAUCACAUCCAAGCUGAAUACGAUCGUUUGGGCGGAACCACCAGUGUAUCGGAUGAAGGUAUUUCCCAAGUCAAAUCGGUUAUUGGCAUUUUGGAUAGCCUCCAGCAAGGUAGUGCUUCUUCAGCUUAUCUACCACCUACAAGAAAACAUUAG
This is a messenger RNA of Musca vetustissima, 585 nucleotides long. RefSeq lists its product as uncharacterized. The transcript has 2 exons. Lineage: Eukaryota; Metazoa; Arthropoda; Insecta; Diptera; Muscidae. The coding region runs from base 1 to 585 and encodes 194 amino acids. The record is from RefSeq and is a predicted model, not a curated record.